AUGAGCCUCUUGGGAUGGCUCAGAUCAACCAGGCCGGCCCGCCGCCAGGCCUCCGACGAGCCUCUCGACGGCUCACAGACUGACUUUACUCUCAGAGCCGUGCUGCUCGGGCUCCUUAUCGGAUGCCUCCUGUGCUUCACAAACCUCUACUUCGGCCUCCAGACCGGCUGGAUCAGCAUGAUGUCGCUCCAGUCCGCGCUCAUCGGCUUCCUCAUGUCCAAGCUGCUCCGGCGACCGAUGACGCCCCAGGAAAACGUCGUGCUCCAGACGACCGCGGUCGCCACCGGCACUAUGCCGCUCGCUGCCGGCUUCGUGGGCAUCCUGCCCGCGCUCGGGCUGCUGGAUGAAGAGAGGGACGGCGUGCCGCCCGUGCACCUCUCCUGGAUCGCGGCUGUGGGCUGGUCGUGCGCCGUGGCAUUCUUUGGGGUCUUCCUCUCCCCCCCUCUCCGAAAACAAGUCAUCAUUGAGGAGCAGCUCGCGUUCCCCUCCGGAACCGCGACUGGUCAGUUGAUCUCGGUGCUGCACCAAAUCCCUCCCCCAAACGUUGCCGGUCAAGGCGUCCGGCGGCGAGCAGGCUACCGCGCGAUACCCGAUGGAGACGAGGCACCAGACGCCGCAGACGAGGCUCCGGAAUCGACGAUGCUACAGAGCCCCGUAUCGCCAGAGUUCGACACUUUCGCAGACUCUGGGGUGGAGAAGGAAGGCUGGGGCGCACUGGGCUGGAGCUUCGCAGCCUCUGGCGUGAUGACGCUCGCGGCGUAUUUCUUCCCGGUCAUCUUCGCAAUCCCCUUGUUCGGCCAGACGCUGGCCUCGGAGUGGCUCUGGACGUUCACCCCCUCGCUGUCGUACAUCGGCCAGGGCAUCAUCAUGGGCCUGCCCACCACCCUCUCGAUGAAUCUCGGCAUGCUCGUCGGCUGGGGCAUUCUGUCCCCGCUCUCGAAGCACAUGGGCUGGGCGCCCGGCCCCGUGGGCGACAUGACCACCGGCGCCCGCGGCUGGAUCCUCUGGGUCUCGCUCGCGAUCAUGUGCGCCGACUCGCUCGUCUCGCUCGUGCCCGUCGUCGCCGAGGUCGUCUCCACCAAGCUCUGGCCGGCCGUGUUCGGUCCUUCCGCCGGCGGCGCGCCGAAGGAGAGCAACGAGACUGAGACGGAGGACCGGCUCGUGCCCAUGAGCUGGGUCCUCUGGGGCCUCGGGGGCAGCGUCGUUCUCGGGACGUUCCUCGUCUGGCUCGUGUUCGGGGACGAGGGCAUCAAGCCAUGGGCGACGGUCAUCGGGUUCGUCCUCGGGGCGCUCCUCAGCGUCCUCGGCGUCCGCGCGCUGGGGGAGACGGACUUGAACCCGGUGAGCGGGCUCGGGAAGAUCAGCCAGCUGCUCUUCGCGUGGCUGCAGCCGGGAAACGUCGUCGCGAACAUCAUCGCGGGCGCAGUCGCCGAGGCCGGCGCGCAGCAGGCGGGCGACCUGAUGCAGGACCUGAAGACCGGGCACCUCGUCCGCGCGUCGCCCCGCGCGCAGUUCUACGGGCAGCUCAUCGGCUCCUGCCUCUCGAUCCUCGUCACCACAACCGCCUACUCCCUCUACCAGCGCGCGUACGAGAUCCCAGGCCCGUCGUUCCCCGCGCCUACCGCCUACGUGUGGCUCGGUCUGGCCCGCCUCCUCCGCGACGGCGCACUCCCGCCGCACGCGGCGCCUGCGAUGGCGCUCUCCGCGCUCCUCUUCGGCGCGCUCGCGGGCCUCAAGGCGCGUGCCGCGCGCGCUGGGCGGCCGCACGCGGCGUGGCUGCCGUCGGGCGUGGCGUUCGCGAUCGGCUUCCUGAACACGCCCGCGUUCUCGCUCGCGCGGCUCGUCGGGGGCGUCGUCGAGCACUGGUACUACACGCGCCGCGGCGGGCGCGAGCGCGCGGGGAUCCGGCUCGUCGUCGUCGCGAGCGGGUUCGUGCUGGGGGAGGGCGUGGUGAGCAUCGUCGCGCUCGGGUUGAGGACGGCGGGCGUGGGCGUCGCGGGGUGUUGGGGGUGCGGGCAUGGCCUGUGCGGGGGGUGUCCGGCGUAG
Messenger RNA from Epithele typhae, 2046 nucleotides. Its product is annotated as OPT oligopeptide transporter protein-domain-containing protein. Gene Ontology annotation, cellular component: fungal-type vacuole membrane. NCBI's taxonomy places the organism in Eukaryota, Fungi, Basidiomycota, Agaricomycetes, Polyporales, Epitheliaceae. Gene Ontology annotation, molecular function: oligopeptide transmembrane transporter activity; 2 iron, 2 sulfur cluster binding. Bases 1 to 2046 code for a protein of 681 amino acids. The transcript is spliced from 11 exons. The record is from RefSeq and is a predicted model, not a curated record.